AUGUGGAAGAGACCAUAUGGGAUAAAUAGGAAUAUUCUAAAUGGUGCGGUAUUCAGGGAACCAAUCCUCUGCAAAAACAUCCCUCGACUUGUCCCAGGUUGGUCAAAACCGAUAUGCAUAGGCAGACAUGCUUUUGGUGAUCAAUAUCGAGCUACUGAUACAGUAAUUCAAGGAGCUGGAAAACUCAAAUUAGUAUUUGUACCAGAAGGGACGGAUCAAAAGAUCGAGUUCGAGGUUUGCAACUUCACUGGUGCUGGUGAAGUAGCUCUAUCCAUGUACAACACGGAUAAGUCUAUUUGUUCUUUCGCUGAAGCUUCUAUGAACAUGGCUUACCAAAAGAAAUGGCCACUCUAUCUUAGCACAAAGAAUACCAUCCUUGAGAAAUACGAUGGAAGAUUCAAGGACAUAUUCCAGGAAGUUUAUGAGUCAAACUGGAAGUUGAAGUUUGAAGAAGCUGGGAUCUGA
Messenger RNA from Capsicum annuum, 465 nucleotides. Its product is annotated as isocitrate dehydrogenase [NADP]-like. Gene Ontology annotation, biological process: isocitrate metabolic process. The transcript has a single exon. Gene Ontology annotation, cellular component: mitochondrion. Lineage: Eukaryota; Viridiplantae; Streptophyta; Magnoliopsida; Solanales; Solanaceae. The record is from RefSeq and is a predicted model, not a curated record. Bases 1 to 465 code for a protein of 154 amino acids. Gene Ontology annotation, molecular function: isocitrate dehydrogenase (NADP+) activity.